AUGGCUACUCAGUACGAAGUCGAGCAUAAUAUCAAGCCCACCGCCGAGUCCGGUGGCCGCCGGCGUCGCCAGGUCGACAUGUCCACGUUCACGUCGCACCUACACCAGCUCUCGACCGACGACACGGCAUCGGCCCCGCGGCACCACAACCCGCACGCCACUCCGAACCCGGUCGACCUCGCGGCGCUGUUCCGGCUGCUGCAGGACCAGAUGGGCACUCUGGCCAUGACGGCGCCCACCGAGGCCAACCGCGACUUCCUCCGGCAGCUGUUCGAGUCGCUCGAGGACGACAUCUCGAACCCGCCCACCCGGAUCCAGGGCGUGUCACAGCAGUACCUGGACGGGCUGGACCGCGUCCCCCGGAAGCAGGUCAAGGAGGACGAGGCCUGCCCGAUAUGCGCCGAGAAGUACCUGGACGACCAGUACUGCCUGGUAGUCGAGCUGCCGUGCCACCACAGCCACCGUUUUGACCUGGAAUGCGUGGGGCCGUGGCUGCUGAGCAAGGGGAACUGUCCGUUGUGUCGGAAGGAUUUGACGAAGAAGAAAGAGGUCGUGGUGGAGGAUGAUGAGGAGGAUGACGAUCCGAAUGGCUUGUAUGCGUGA
Phialemonium atrogriseum is the source of this 603-nucleotide messenger RNA. RefSeq lists its product as uncharacterized. The transcript has 2 exons. The record is from RefSeq and is a predicted model, not a curated record. Bases 1 to 603 code for a protein of 200 amino acids. NCBI's taxonomy places the organism in Eukaryota, Fungi, Ascomycota, Sordariomycetes, Cephalothecales, Cephalothecaceae.